Suhomyces tanzawaensis NRRL Y-17324 is the source of this 1686-nucleotide messenger RNA. It is a transcript of the gene SAL6, whose product is annotated as Sal6p. Gene Ontology annotation, molecular function: protein serine/threonine phosphatase activity. The transcript has a single exon. Gene Ontology annotation, cellular component: cytoplasm; nucleus. The annotation marks the transcript as partial. The record is from RefSeq and is a predicted model, not a curated record. NCBI's taxonomy places the organism in Eukaryota, Fungi, Ascomycota, Pichiomycetes, Serinales, Debaryomycetaceae.
AUGGGAAAUAGCCCGUCCAAGAAUGAUCCUCUGCCGAACAACCAAUCUUCCACCGGUAUCCCUGGUGGUGAACUAGAGGCCGAUGAGUCGGCGCCGGCGCUAUCGCAGCUAUCGUCCCUUAGUUUACAUUCUGGUGAAAGCACCAGAUCCUCAGCCAUCAAUAUUGGUGCCCCUAGUGCCACCGCCUUCAACCCCAACUACUACAAGAACAAAGACCUGUCCUCCAAGAGCAAGCUGAAGCCGUUUCUGGACUCCCCCAAGCGCUCGCGCAAGCAGUCCAUCCAGAACUUGGACUUGGACUUGGAAAUCGGCGCCUCCAUGGCCCAGCUCUUGAAGACAUCCAGCCAGCCGUUGUAUGGCUCUUCCUUCGACAGCGUCAAGUCGGACGCGUCCACAGUGUCCCCUGUCUUCACCACCGCAGGUGAGGCCAAGGAUGAAGAACUGCUUCUGUCGUUGGGAUCCUCGCCCUACGCAAAGACCUAUUACCACAAGAAUGACUCGAAGGAGUUGGCCACCACUCCUUCCACCAGCACCACCGUCCUCGGCAACGCCUCCAAUAAGCGUCUCGACUCCAUCGCCGAGUUAGACUGCUUCUCCGAAACCAGGGACGUGAAAUCUCUCUCGUUGUCAAACUUGAAAAAGCAUGAUUUGAAGAGUUCUGCAGUGUUGGGUGAAACAUUGACGAAGAAUGUAUCAUCCAGCUCUUCAAACUUGUCAAACUCCCCUCCGUUACUUCCAAGCCCCAAGCUGCUGGAAAUCGACCUUGAUUCGGUUAUCGAUCGUUUACUCGCAAUCGGUAUGAACAAGAAGUCGUCUAGUUCGCGUCGGGCUCUGAAAGACAAACUUCCUUUGACCACCCAAGAAAUCAAGUACGUUCUCCAUAAGGCAAGAUCAAUCUUUUUGGAGCAACCAUCUCUUCUUAGGUUGUCGCCUCCUGUUAAAGUCGUCGGCGAUAUUCACGGUCAAUUCCAUGAUUUGAUCCGUAUUUUUAACAGUUGUGGUUAUCCACCUUAUUCAAAUUACUUGUUUUUAGGUGAUUACGUGGAUAGGGGUUACAAGUCAUUGGAAACAAUUUUACUUUUGUUGUGCUACAAGAUUAAGUAUCCGGAGAACUUUUUCAUGUUGAGAGGUAAUCAUGAAAGUGCAAACAUUACCAAGAUCUAUGGUUUCUACGAUGAAUGUAAACGUCGUUUACCUACAAUUUCUGGCAACCAUAAACUUUGGAAAGUAUUUGUUGAUGUGUUUAAUACGUUACCAAUUGCUGCAACUAUUAAUGAUAAGAUUUUUUGCAUUCAUGGUGGAUUGUCACCAGAUUUACACAGUUUGAGUCAAAUUGAGAACAUCAAGAGACCAACCGAUAUUCCUGACAAAGGAUUAUUGGCAGAUUUGUUGUGGUCCGAUCCAGAUCCACUGGUGAAGAACUUCUCAGUAUCAAACUGGCCAAAGAAUGAUCGUGGUGUCUCCUAUUGUUUUGGAAGAAAACACGUUGACUAUUUUUGUAAUAGGUUCAAAAUGGACUUGAUUGUUCGAGGUCAUAUGGUUGUGGAAGAUGGUUACGAAUUCUUCAAUAAGAGAAAAUUAGUAACUGUUUUUUCUGCUCCUAACUAUUGUGGAGAAUUCAAUAAUUUCGGGGCAGUUAUGAGUGUUGAUAAAAGCUUAUACUGUUCCUUUGAACUCAUCAAACCA